GACACUGUGCAGUGCAGUAUACGAAAUACCCGCUGUAUUAAGUGCUGUAUUAAAAUACUAUACUAAAUGCUGUAUCAAAUUUGCCUCUUGGGGUGUAUGUAAAGACGCCAUGACUGAUCUGAGUAUGAAUUCUUGGAAAGCAUUUGAGCAAGCUAGUGACGUACUUUAGAUUGACUUUGAAGAGUGCAGAAAGAAUAGGAAAAUUUAAUGCGACAUCUUUCGCUGAGGCGCAGAUACUGAUAAAAAUGCGGAGAGGGAUAUUUUGAGUACCUGGAAAAACACGAGUUGAAGUGGGGAGUAAGAUUCUGCAUAUUUAGAAUUUAAAUCAACGGGUCAAUGGGUACUCCUCCACAACCAGGUUUCCGUGUCAUCCGGGGACCAGACUGGGUUUAUAAAAACCAAGAUGGCGGAAAGGGACAUGCAGGAACUAUUCUUUCACUCCAGGCUCAAUGUCAACCAAACUUUCCGAAGUUAUCUGUGCUGGUCCAAUGGGACAGUGGUGAUAAGGGUCUUUACCGGGUAGGUUACGACCUCGCCUUCGAUCUCAGGAUCAUUGACACAGCUAAUAAAGUUUGCCAUCCUAAGAUCUGGUGUGAUGGAUGUAAUGUUGAUGAGAUCAGAGGGAUACGAUGGAGAUGCACUGAAUGCUAUGCCAUUGACCUCUGUACAACCUGCUACAUGAAUGAUGAACAUGACCUUAGUCAUGUCUUCAUGAGAGUGCUUUCCUCAGACAAAACAUCAAUGGGUCCUAAGAUGCUACCGAGGUCAUCUUCUCCUCGAAUAGCUCUCAGAGGGAUAUUUCCAGGGGCAAAGGUUGUCAGACAUCCCCAGUGGCUCAAGAGACAGGGAUCAGGUAAGGUGCUCGGGACAGUGGUUAAACGUGAACAGACAUCUGAGGAAAGAGUCAAUGUCCAAAUAGCGGUUGCGUUUUCAUCUUCACCAGAUUGGAUAGACAUCAUUAAGAUCUUCUGCACACUGUCAGGCUCUGGCGGCCAGGUUUAUGACGGACACCUACCGAAUCUUGGAGAUCUGGAGGCUGUGAAUGAAGGAGACAACGUUCUGGUAACUGCGACCCCUGCAGAAUUGGAGACACUUCACAAGCGCAGAGCCCUGUGGAAGCCUGAGAUCGCCAGCACAUAUCGAAAGAAGGGCUUUGUGAACAGAAUAACCCAUACUGGCGACUUCACCGUGACUUUCCAUGACAGCCAGGAAACAUUCACCAUGAAUUCUGCAGCUCUAAGAAAGGUUCAUCGGCUUUGUCUUGGUCAACUUGUCCGAGUAAAUGAUGAUAUGGAGAUGGUCAAGAGAUUACAGUCUGGGCAUGGUGGAUGGACUUCAGCUAUGAAACAGGCUCUUGGUGCUGUUGGGAGAGUGAUAGAGAUUGACGGUUCCGAUAUUCGGGUUAAGCUGACGGAAAACAAAAAGUUAAUUUUCAGUUCUGCUAACCUGACACCAGAACGGAUUCGUGUUCCUAAACCGAAAGACCCCAACUUCGAAGAAAUGUUUCGCGCUCAUGAUCGGAUCAUGAUGGAUCCAGCAAUGGAGUUGAUUACAGCUUUAACUCUUGGUGAUAUCAAAGAAGCGGAGCGCAUACUGGCUCGACACCCGGAAUGGAUUAAUCACGAGCCCAUGCCUGGCGCUUCACCAUUAGGAUUCUUUGCAGGCCAAGGAGAUGUAAACGCGGUGAAGUUCCUCAUUGAGAAAGGAGCAUUGAUAGAGUCCAGUGACUUGAAAGGACAUACCUCACUUUUCCAUGCUACAAUGGCGAACAAUUUCGAAACAGUAGAGUACCUCCUACAACAAGGAGCUGAUGUACACGCUAUUGACUGGGAAGGGAUAACAUGUCUCUCCGUGGCGUGUGCUAAGGGGUUCUUUCAAUGUGCACACUUUCUAUUGAUGCAUGGUGCAGACGUCAACCAGAAGGGCGAGAAUAAUGUUACACCUGCACUCUUGACAAUUCAAAGUGGAUCAAGAACCAUCGUAGACCUCAUAAUGGAUAGGAAGGAUGCUGAUCUGAAAGCGGUUUCAAAGGAUCUAGUAUCAGUCAUGCAUGGUGCAGCAGCUGAAGACAAUACUCAUGCUAUGAAUAAAAUCUUAAACAAGGUCCCAAGAAUGGUAGACGCACGUGAAGACACGGACAAGACUCCUUUAUCAUCAGCUGCUAUCAAGGGUUGCCAAAAUGCUGCAGAACUGUUAAUAAAAAAGGGACGCUGCAAUGUGAAUGUAGUGGAUGGAGAAUUUGGGAUCAAUCCUCUCGGAGUUGCAAUUGCCCAUGGGAAUCUCCAUUUAGUUGAUGUCUUGGUAAAACACGGUACAAACCUCAACCUUCCAAAUUUUUGUGGAAAUACUACCCUGCAGAUUGCUCGGAAUGUUAUCCGGAACACGCAAUCAGGACAAGAUAUGAAAGAAGAACCGUUUAUGGCCGAGAUGAAGAAGAAAUGGGGGCACCUUGGAAUCAAGACAAACCCAGAAGCUCUUCUAGCCUUUCUUGUUUCUCAUGGUGGUGAUCUGAACGCAACCAACAGCGCUGGAAUCUCCAUGAAAAUCCAGCUUGACUUGGAACAAGAUCCAAUCCUGCAACCUCUACUUCAUAUACAAGCUCAAAGAGGGAAAGACAUUGCAAGACAGCAGACAGCAGCUAACCACCCUCUUCGUAACCUGACUAAGAAAAACAAAGACAUCGGAAGUGAUGCCAACCCUGUGUCAUCUCUUUUGAAGGAGAGUGCUGCAGCUAGACCAGCCGUAAAGAAAUCCAGUUCUGGAACAAUGGGAGCCUCGGUGAAGUUGACAGGGGAUUCGGCGCGCCCUGGGACGGGAAGAGUCCCGGAAAAGAAGGUGGCAGCGGUUUCUAGCAGUCAGCAGAAUUCCACAGGCGAGUUACACCACCUAAAAACUGAACUUCAACGUAAAGACAAAGAGCUUGAAAUCCUUAGGUCACGUGUUCAAACACUGGAACACCUGGUCAAGAAGAAGAUCUACUUUGCUUGCGGUCAUGACGUCAUCAAGAGCAUUGCUGAUUUGAUCCCGGAAUGCCCCAAUUGUAGCGAGCCUAUUUCCUCAGUCGUAGACCUGAAAUAAUAAGGACGAUAAUGAUGACGGGGUUGACAAUGUCGAUUGUGAUGGCGAUGAUGAUUAUGAUGAUUGUCUGGAGCUAUUAGCGUAGUGUGAACACUCUCAAUUGCAGGGAUUUGAAUUAAAUCCAAGUGGACUGUAUUUACAAUCGAAUUCUGGAUUUAGAUUUAAACCUGAAAAAAAUAAUGAAUCUUAAAAGCUAUGAAUUCAAAUCCUUUGAGAUUUAAAAAUCAAUCUUUAGGAUUAAAACUUUAAGACUAAAACGUCCACUUGGAUUUAUUUUAAAUCCAUGCAAAUUAUGGUGAAAUAAUUCGCGUUUAGAUGGGAGUGCUUCCUUUUGAAUAGACUCAGGGGGCAAGAUAUGGGUGCGGCGGGGGAAGGGGCGACCACCUUAAUUCCCCUCCUCCGAUGUUACAAGAAUGAAAAAUAACAGGAAUAAAAGGAGGGAAGGCGAAAAUAAUAAUUUUAGAAUAGAGGUUUUGUUACUUAAUAAUCCUCAAAAUUGAAAAGAAAAUCACGUUAAAGCGCGGCAAAAGCUUUGGAAAACCGUCAAUAUGAAUUAUAAUUGAGUAUCAUCUAAUAUACCUAUCUUAAAGAAGUGUAGUAUCCAAUUAAUCUCUUUUAAACUGCUAAUCAGAUCUUAGAUGUCUAGCGCCUUCCCACCGCGAUGUUUUUUAUUUUCUUUAAAAAAAGGCUUUUUAAACAAUUUUAUCUUAUACAAAUUUAAUAAUUGGAUAUCGGAAUUCUACGAACAAAAACACAGUAUUCGACAAUUUUCAGCUCACCUAAUUCUCUAAAAUAUUUUUAUAUAAAAAAGAUUAAAAAAACACGUGGAUAUAUUUCAUUUUAUCACGUUCUAGAUAAAAAAUAAAUUUUAAUUUAAAUAAAUUAUGUUCAUGUAUAAUCGCAUGAUUCAUUUUGUGGAUCAUAUUUUCAUUCCGUAUCCUCCACUUCAUAAUUGUUUUAGGGCAUAAAAUUCAUACAAUUUAGUAAUUUCAUUGAAUAGUGGCGCAUUUGAGCAUUUCCCAAUGGGAAAGACACAAAAACUUGUUUCUUGAAAUUGCCCUGUAUAAACUACUAAAAUUAUUCUCAUUUUGCUCGCUCACACAUUCAUCUGUUCAUGACGGGUCAUUAAACCCCCAAAACAAAGUGUGCUGCUUUAAGUCUUAAAUAGUAUUGUCACAACAAACAUCGAUCAAGAAACACAGUUUGUGAUCUUAACUGCCGUAACAAAAAGUAAAAAAAUAUUGUAUUACUUACUCUCUUUCGAUAUUUCUUUUCCCUUAGCUUUUCCGUGCUCCUUAUUCUUUAUACUUGAGAUAUUAAUUCACAUUGCUCAGACCGCAUUUAUAUCGCUGGUUUCUCACCGUUUUCAUUCACUACAACAUCCAGUAGCUCUAUUAUGUAAUUUCUGCUCAGAAUCUAGCUCUCAAAAUAACUACAAUGACUGUAAUCUGAUUAUUUGAUUUGAUUUCUUUAUUUACCAACAAUAUCCACAUGUUUACAGGUUAUGAAGCAAAUUGCAUAACAGUUACACAUGUAUAAAAAUACGAUGGUAAAUGGGACCAGAAAAUAGCACAAGUGCUAAUCGAGCCUGGCCCCAAAUGUGAUCUACCCCCUCCCCUGUCUCUUUGAUAUGCGUAUUACCAGUUCGAUGUACAAUUACAAUGAAAAAAAAAGUCUGGUGACAUGACAUAACCUUGUAUAACUUCCAUCUUCACUAAACACGCUUUACCAGUGCCCUAAGAACGAUUUUUAAACAGGGGAUGCUGGUUUAAAUUUGACAAGCAAAAAGAAAAAAAAGUUUUCACUAAAAAUUAUGGUCAUUUUGGUCAAGAGAAAUUUGACAAGCAAAAAGAAAAAAAAGUUUCGUUACAAAAUGAAGCUGAUUUUGAAUUAGUUUACUGCAAUGAUCAUACCCCAUCUUCCUAGGGCGAUGUACUAUACAUGGCUCCGAGUUAUUCUUGGCAUAUGUAGUAUUUUAACCGCACUUCCCCUUCCCCAUUGUAUUGCCACAGUACUGUUCUUUGCACGAUACCAAUAUUUUAGUAUUGGAAAAUGUGAUAAAAUCUUUGAAUAAUGUCCGAAAUAAUUUCAUAAUAUUACCACAGGGGCCGUUAUAAACGCCUCCACCUUUCACAAACGUAUUAAUACGUAAAUGACCAUCUGAUUGUGAUUUUUGCUUGGUCAGGCCUCCCCCUUUUAAAGGCGUUCCGCCGGAUGAUAAACUUCAAAAGAUUGUCUUUGAAUGUGGAAAAAAUAAAA
Messenger RNA from Lytechinus pictus (painted urchin), 5337 nucleotides. RefSeq names its product E3 ubiquitin-protein ligase MIB2-like. The transcript is spliced from 19 exons. Gene Ontology annotation, biological process: protein ubiquitination. Lineage: Eukaryota; Metazoa; Echinodermata; Echinoidea; Temnopleuroida; Toxopneustidae. The record is from RefSeq and is a predicted model, not a curated record. Gene Ontology annotation, molecular function: protein binding; ubiquitin-protein transferase activity; zinc ion binding. Gene Ontology annotation, cellular component: cytoplasm. Bases 337 to 3078 code for a protein of 913 amino acids.